AUGGCCGAUUUGUUCAACAAACACCUGAAAAAGGCGACGAAUCGGACGAAGGAGAAGCUUCUGGAGGGUAUCGGAAAGGCGAAAGCGACGCAGGACGAAGUGUUCGAUCAGCACGCGGCCAACCUCGUAAAACAGAGCAAAGCGUGCGAGAAACUGCACAAAGAUGUCAAGGUGAGCACUCGAAACGGCGAGAAUUUCAAUGCAUGCGCUUUAAAAAUUGUACAGAAGCGUUUUACGCUGGUUUUUAGUCCCAAAAAUAAAGCUUCUAACUGGUUUCGUCAGAUUUCUAAGCAAAACACGAUAAAAAUGACUGAAAACUGGUCUUUUGUACAAAAACUUGGAAGAAUGUCCAAAAUUGUUGCGAAAUCACAAAAUCCCGUUGCAGACGUACGCAGCAGCCCUCAAAACACUUCUGACCGCUGAAAAACAGCUCCGUGACACGAUCCGAGAGGCGUAUGAACCCGAAUGGCCCGACCGUGAACAUCUUACCGCAAUUUUCGAUGUCAGUUUGCUACUACUCCUCUUCAGAAAUACUUUGUAUGCUUCUUUCAGAACCUGGACAUUCAGACGAACGAACUCGAGAAGACGGUCUGCGAGGACCUUCCGCAGACGGUCACCCAGUACGUCAACCAGUUUGCCGACCACAAAAAGAAAAUCGAAAAGCGCGGCCGCAAGUUGGUCGACUACGACAGCGCGAAGAACACGUUCAACAGUGUGAAGGCGUCGAGCAAAAAAGACAACGACCCGAAGUUGGCGAAGGCGACGACGGAGCUGCAGAACGCCGAGCAGCUGUACUCGGAGAUGAACAACGAGCUGCUCGAGAUUCUUCCGGCAGUCUACGACAGUCGCAUCACGUUCUUCGUCGACACGCUCCAGACGCUGUUCAACGCGAACAGCGUCUAUCAGACCGACGCGAGCAAGUUCCACAAACAGAUCGUCAUGCAGCUGGACACGCUCGGAGAGUCUAUGGACUACUUGAGGUACAUUUCCUUGCGAAAAAAGUUCCGAAACGUUUCAAAUUUUCAGAGUUGCCCGUCCGGAAGCCCGUGCUCUGACCCCAAUCGACACGACUUCCCUUGCUUCCACCGACGCCCCGCCCACUCCGGACCCGAAUAAAUCUGCAGAUGUAGAUGCUUAAGGGUCUCGCCACGAAAACGGAUCCAUUUUCAGAAUACGUCACUCCGCCAAUCGACGCCCUCCCCGACCGUUCUCGCGUCGCCCGCACCCGCACCAUCCGCGACGACGCCGAUCGCGAAACCGCGGGAAAGUGUCGUUUCGUUGGCCAACUCGACGAAUCCGUUUGAGGACGACGACGGAGAGAAUCACAAAGAGACGACACCGACAGACGUGGAGGAGAAGAUCGAGGCGAAAGUGUAUCCGGUUCGUGGUUGACAUGCGGAAAAUGAUAUCCCGCUUUUAUUUUUCGAAAAGAUGUAAUAAUGUGUGGGUUGUUGUUCAGAAACUAAACGCCCAACAAACAGCUGCCGCCGAGCAAGCGAUCGCCGCCGCAAGACGCGAAAAAAAGGUAAAGAUUCUGGAGAUGCGGUCGAGCGCACCACAACUGAAUUGAACUUUUAGGAGCCAUCGAAUCCAUUCGACGAUGAAGACGAAAGCACGGAGGUGGAAGAUCCGGACAAAGAGGCGAAUCCGAAGCCGCUGGAUGGAAUAACCAAUGAGAAACGGAAGACGCUGUACUUUGUCACUUCCACGCAUCAGUACAAGGCGGUGGACACGGACGAGCUGAGUUUCGAGCAGGGAAUGAAGAUCAAGGUGAUUGAGGCGAACGACGCGGACCAGCUGGACGACGGCUGGCGGCUCGGCGAGCUCGAGGACGGAAAACGCGGCGUUUUUCCCGAAAAUUUCACCAAGAAAAUCUAA
Molecule: messenger RNA, 1878 nt
Organism: Caenorhabditis sp. 36 PRJEB53466
Lineage: Eukaryota; Metazoa; Nematoda; Chromadorea; Rhabditida; Rhabditidae
Source: the annotation of a GenBank genome assembly